AUGGCGACAAUACGCGAAGAAAAGACUCUGUCUGACCUCCCCAACGGGCACAUGCGCAACCAACACGAAUACUCGUACCGCCUCCCCACAGCCCCCCGCAUUGUGGUUCCCCCUCCCACGCUCACGACCGACAUGCCAGGUCUGUCUCUUGGUGGCACACCUGGAGGCGAUGUAGACAUGAGCUUCUUGAACGAGUUGGACCUCGAGGACAUCAUACAGAAGAACACGCUGCUAGAAUGGGCAUACGAGCGACGGAGACAGGCACAAAUGAUACUGCCGUGGGUCUAUCUUGGUCCUAUGGUGGCAGCCAGGGACAAGGCUUUUCUAGAGCGAAAGGGCAUCACCAUGGUACUGGCUGUUCGUGCCCAGGCCAACAGCAUGUCGGGCGCCAUGCAAGCUGCUACCCAGGUAUGCAUGGAGGUGGGCAGCAUCGAGUCUCCCAGUUUCUACAGCCUCACGCCCAGGUUCCCGGACGCGACGAGCAUGAUCAACUCGCACAUCGCACGGGUACGACAACACAGCUUGGAGACAACAGGGCAGGCCACUCUCGGAAAAGUGUUAGUCUUCUGCGAGUCUGGCAAUGAGAAGUCAGCUGCCGUGGUCGCAGCCUAUCUGAUGCAGACGCUCAACAACAUCGAUUACAUCAAGGCUAUGCAAGUCUGUCAAGCGCAGCGCUUCUGCGUUAAUUUCGACGAUGUCUUGAAGAAUAUCCUACGCUCCUAUUGGGAUAUUCUCCUUGCCCGACGCUCCAUCGCCGCCUCUUACGCGCAAGCGCCACACCAGAAUGGUCUUAGUAACGGCUCUGCACAGCCUGCAUCACUGUCCCUUUCCUUCUCGUCAAGUAAGCAAAAGCGAGGUAUUGAAGAUACAAGGGAUGGCGACGACGAUACGAACAUGGAAGAUGGCAUGGAUGCGUCGGAUGUGCUCCGGUUUACGGGGCGCGACGUUACUCCUUUCCAAGACCGGUAG
This is a messenger RNA of Alternaria postmessia, 969 nucleotides long. RefSeq lists its product as uncharacterized. The transcript has a single exon. The record is from RefSeq and is a predicted model, not a curated record. Gene Ontology annotation, biological process: regulation of ERK1 and ERK2 cascade; protein dephosphorylation; negative regulation of SCF-dependent proteasomal ubiquitin-dependent catabolic process. Gene Ontology annotation, molecular function: F-box domain binding; protein tyrosine/serine/threonine phosphatase activity. NCBI's taxonomy places the organism in Eukaryota, Fungi, Ascomycota, Dothideomycetes, Pleosporales, Pleosporaceae. Bases 1 to 969 code for a protein of 322 amino acids. Gene Ontology annotation, cellular component: cytoplasm; nucleoplasm.